Molecule: messenger RNA, 948 nt
Organism: Paramecium tetraurelia
Lineage: Eukaryota; Ciliophora; Oligohymenophorea; Peniculida; Parameciidae
Exons: 8
Biological process (GO): vesicle-mediated transport; vesicle fusion; intracellular protein transport
Cellular component (GO): endomembrane system; membrane; SNARE complex
Molecular function (GO): SNAP receptor activity; SNARE binding
Source: RefSeq, a predicted model, not a curated record
AUGAACCAGACUUUAGGACUCUUAAAAAAUAAAACUCAUGCUUUAAACUCUUUUAAAGAAAAUCUAAGGUUGAAAUCUAAUCAAAUAAAAGGUUCUAAGUAAUCUAACCCAUUAAAGCAAAACUCUUUAUUACUAAAUUCUUAAAACAACUCUGCAUUGUCUACAGAUGCUAAUAUUUCAAUCGAAAUGUAAUCUUCCACUUUUGGCCUUCCAGCUGGAUGGGCCCAGCACUAUUAUGGUACGAUAGAAUAUAUAAGACAAAUUAAGGAAAUAAUCAAAGAAUUAUAAAUUUUGGGUACUAAAAGAGUCAAGAUUUAAUUUGGCGAUACUAGUCAGUUAGAAAAAUCAAUUUAUGAAAAAAACUAAAUGGCUACAACAAAAAUCGUUGAAUGUGAAAAGAAAAUUUAAACAAUUUAAAUGUACACAAGCAACCUAGAAUCUCACAGUGAAAGAAGAAUAAGAGAAAAUAUCAGCAAGGCAUUGUCUUAGCAAAUAUCAGAAACAGCAUAUCUAUUGAGAAAUUAACAGAAAAGAAUGGUAAACUUGAUAAAAUCAGUUUCCGUAGACCAAAAUAAAAGUUUUUUAAAUUCAAAUGAUUAAAAGUAAAUAGAAUUUAAGCAGAACAGUAUUUUAACUUAGUAGGAAGAAGAAGUCUAUGAAUAAAUCCAAUAAGAAAAUGAUUAAGAAAUAAAUAAAUUGGUUAAGAUGAUUAAUGACUUAGCCUAAGUUUUUUAAUCUCUCAAUUAACUAGUUUUAGAACAAGGACAUCUUCUUGAUCGAAUUGAUGAAAAUAUCGAUUAAUCAUAUAAAAAUAUAAAAAAAGCAAACCAUGAACUUCAGGAAAGUGAAAGAAAUUAAAAUUCUCCUUUAGCAAAUAAAUGCAUUAUAACCCUUUUAGGGCUUAUUGUAGUUUGUAGUCUAAUUUUAGUAAUUAAAUAUUCAAGUUGA